Messenger RNA from Trichoderma atroviride IMI 206040, 453 nucleotides. RefSeq lists its product as uncharacterized. The record is from RefSeq and is a predicted model, not a curated record. NCBI's taxonomy places the organism in Eukaryota, Fungi, Ascomycota, Sordariomycetes, Hypocreales, Hypocreaceae.
AUGGACGGCCACGGAUGUCGUAAUAUCACUAAUGUUCGUGCUACUCUCGCAUCUGAUAACGGGAACCCUGGCCACCCCCACAACCCCCAUCGUGACCGCCAGGGGUACCUUGCCGCCAGGGAUAUCAUCCCCCGCCCUGCAGCUCCAGGCCCCAUUGACCUGGAGUCACAGGCGAUCAAUUCCCUCUACGAAGAGCCAUUCUUUUCCUCCGACGAAUACGCAGACUUUUCCAGCACCAGCACCAGCACCAGCUCUCAAUCUUCCCCGGGAACCUCUUUUGAGCACCCGGACUGGCAAUACGCAGAUUGGGCACGCAUCAUCCCGGCGCGUUAUGUGCACUAUGAAGAGCCAGAGAAACCGGAUCAAAAAGGAUGUUGGCAAUGGGGCUUGAUCGUCUUGUUUGUGGUUGCUCUUGGGAGUAUUGGAGGGGUGAUUGUUGCUGUGCAUCACUGA